AUGCAGGCAGUCAAUUCGAUGGAGGAGGACACGUUAGCUGCAUUAGCAGCAAAAGCAACGGCCCGCAUGGAGGCGGAAGCUGCCGAGACCGAGAUCGCCGUUGAAGAUGAUGCCGAUGCGCAGGAGCCGCCACCGGACUUGCACAACGUCGGGCAGUCACCACUGGGUCUUGCAGUCGACGAAAUGCAGACCACGACGUUGGAUGGAAGGAAGAUGGCUCACUCACCGCUGCUCGCACAGUUACCCACGCCCGCUGGCACGCCGACCGAAUCUGGCUCCCCGUCACCUUCGCAAGCGGCAGCUGCCCAAGACGACGCCGAAGACGCUGCGGGGCUACAACUUGACAGCAGAACUGCAGCCAUGGCAGUGAACAAGGCGCGGGUUCAAGACUUGACUGUCGACACAGAUGUUGCCGUUCAUGGCCAAGAUCAACUACCAUCCUCGGGCUCUGCCGCAGUCGCUCGAUCCCAGCCCCAGUCUGCCACGGCCAAAGCUCCCACGCCCUCAAGACAGAACACUCAGGACAAUGUUCGCCGCUUGUCGGCCAGCAAAAUGCAGGAAUUGGCCGCGUCCCCCGAGUCUCUUCCCAUCGCUUCAAUCCCCGACCGCAAGCUUCCCGAACACCCGCUGUCGGCCGGAAUCGUCGAGACUGCUGCAAGACGCCCCUCCAUGGCCGAUCAGGCACGCACUCUGCUGCAGGGCUCGAUGCCUAUUGAGCGCACUACAAGGGUGGCGAUGCAGCGGGCUGGCUCGGCUUCGGCCAACGGUACCCCUCGACCUGGUCCUCCGCCCAGGACCGUCUCUACCCCGCCUAUCAACAGAAGGACAAGCUCAAGUCAGCCGCCGAACCCAGCCGCUAACCGUCGCAACUCGUUCCACCCCACACCCCGUCUGGCCCAUGGCACUACCGCAUUCCCGCCACUGGCGAACCCGAACCCAGAAGGUGGGGCCCAUAUGUCUAAAUCAACAUCGGGACAGGAGGCACAGAACCAGCAAGCGCAGGCGCAGUUGCCUUCUGAAGCAGCCGCCUUGGAUCCCCCUGUUCCUACCUCUCCGGUGAUGGCGAGCCUCCCCCUGCCGCCUCUUUCCGUACCAACUUUUUUGCAGCUUGAGCUGGCAGGACAGCGGCCGAGCCCGCUAUACAUAUAUCAGUCGUACUCGGCCGAUAUUCCGUACGAGUCAAGCGCAGUUAAACUUGCACGCCUCAAGAAUUUCCUCCUUCUUCCUGGGUUUCUCGAGCGGACCAUUUUGUUUGGGGCACUAGCUUGUGUGGACGCCUGGCUAUGGACAUUUACCAUUCUGCCGAUCCGCUUCGUCAUCGCAAUCGGCGUGCUAGCCAAGUGGUGGGUGUAUGUGGUGAUUAAAGAGGCACGUUGGUCCAUUGGAUAUGUCUGGUAUGGCAUUGGGCGGUGGUGGAGACGCGGAGCGAGGGGAAGGUCCGCCUCAAGGGCCGACGAUGGUAAAAGCUCCGCGGGGGAGGAGUCGCGUAGCCCUAGUAGGGUCCGCGAGGUUUCAGUGAGCAGCGCUAGGAGUCCUAUUCACGAAGGUGGAUUACAGCCAUCAUUGGUACCUGCCCAACCUGGAAUUCGUAUAAAUGAUACGCCCAGAACCGGCGGCUCUUCUGUGGGGGAUGGUACCAUACGUGCACGACGUCGUGGCGAAUCGAGGUCGUCGCAACAUAGCCAAGGUCGCGGUCAAGGGACGGCCUACUCAAGCCGGGGAUUCUUUCGGCAUCGGAGGACCAAGUCAACGCCCUCUGGCCUUACCUCGUUCCACAAGGCCGACAUCCUGCAGGGACUGGUCAUCGUGUUUACAUGCGUCGCUUUGAUGCACCUCGAUGCCAGUCGCAUGUAUCACUCCAUAAGAGCACAGUCCGCCAUCAAGCUCUAUGUAAUCUACAACGGCCUCGAGGUGGGCGAUCGUCUUUUAUCAGCGCUUGGACAGGACAUAUUCGAGUGCUUGUUCAGCAGCGAAGUACUGGCGCGAGACCAUCGAGGCCGCUCGAAAGUGAUGGUGCCUUUCGGCAUGUUUAUUUUGGCGCUGAUGUACAAUUUCCUUCAUUCCGUCUGCCUGUUCUACCAGGUCAUCACGCUGAACGUGGCUGUCAACUCGUACUCCAACGCGCUCUUAACGCUGCUGAUCUCGAACCAGUUUGUUGAGAUCAAGAGCAGCGUGUUCAAACGAUUUGAGAAGGAGAACGUUUUUCAGUUAACUUGUGCCGACAUUGUGGAACGCUUCCAGCUUUGGCUGAUGCUCAUGAUCAUCGCGAUGCGGAACAUCGUCGAGGUUGGCGGCUUGACCAUCCCAGGCGCCGGGACUGGAGGCGGCAUGGGUGGCAUAUCUGGCGGAGAGCCGGUUCCCAAGGUUCCGCUCCAUAGCGCGUCAAUUCUCCCAGCCAGCUUCACGGCCCUCCCAUCUUGGCUGUGGUCUGGCGAGGUGCUCUCGCCAUUUUUCAUCGUGACGGGAAGCGAGACGAUCGUAGACUGGAUCAAGCACGCGUACAUCAACAAGUUCAACAACAUCAAGCCAAACUUCCACGGGCGCGUGCUUGACAUACUCUGCAAAGACUAUUACACCAACGCCUUUGUUACGCCAUCUCUGACCCGCCGCCUGGGCCUUCCGCUGCUUCCUCUAUCAUGUCUCUUCAUCCGCGCCUCGGUCCAGACCUACCACAUGUUUUUGGCCACACACCUGCCCGCACCUCUUCCGCCCUCGACGCAGACCAGCCUGACUGUCGAAUCAAGCUCGUCGGCCGCCACGCCGAGCAGCCAGGCAGUGGCGGCUUCACUGGAGCGGCUCGACGGGAUCAUCAGAAAUGCACUCGGUAGGGCGGUGCACGGGAUGCCAUAUGUUGCUGCCAACACGACGACGGAGCCGCCACCGAUGAUGGCGACGAACAGUAACAUGACCGAUUUCCCAUAUCGAAUCUUUAUGAGCUGGACGACGGAUGACGCCAUCGCACUGGUCACGAUGCUGACCGUCUUCUUCCUCGCUUUCCUCGUUUUGCUGGUGCUCAAGUUGGUCCUGGGCAUGACUUUGCUGCGGUACUCGCGCGGGCGGUACGCAGCCAUGAGGCGGCGCGAGCACGCCGUCUCUUCGGGAAAGCAGGAGCCAGAGCAGUUCGACCAGCCAGGCAGCAAGCGGGUCGGCGGGUACGGCCAUGUGGAGGUGGGGGAAGAUCGGCGCGCGUGGCUCUACGACGACGACCCCGAGGGUUUGAAAAAGGCGCAAGCAGCAGAUAAGAGAAACGCUGGCAAGAGGGAGAAGAGCGAAAAGGAUCUUGGAAGAAUCAGCCGGUACGAGAUGGUAGCAAAGAGGAUUUGGUGA
Molecule: messenger RNA, 3327 nt
Organism: Pyricularia pennisetigena
Lineage: Eukaryota; Fungi; Ascomycota; Sordariomycetes; Magnaporthales; Pyriculariaceae
Exons: 1
Coding region: 1-3327 (1108 amino acids)
Biological process (GO): maintenance of protein localization in endoplasmic reticulum
Cellular component (GO): endoplasmic reticulum membrane
Source: RefSeq, a predicted model, not a curated record